UUAGUUUUAAGCAAAAAAAAAAAAAAAGAAGCUACUCGUAUAAAGUAACGGUCAAAAAAAAAAAAGAAAAAAAAAAAGAUAGACGAGACUAGACGAGUAAGAACUGGUAGUUCGGCAGCAAACAUUCAACGUUCUCACGGAGGGUGAGAGUCCGUCGGAGAGACAAAAGAGAAAGAUGUUGGUCGGAAACGGGAUCGAAGACGAAGAGAAAUGGUUGGCAGAAGGCAUCGCCGGCAUUCAACACCAUGCCUUUUACAUGCAUCGCGCUCUGGAUGCGAACAAUCUCAGGGAAACUCUCAAAUACUCGGCUCAGAUGCUGUCCGAACUUCGUACCUCGAAGCUUUCGCCUCACAAAUACUACGAACUCUAUAUGCGAGCAUUUGACGAGUUGAGGAAGCUGGAGAUGUUUUUCAAGGAGGAAAGCAAGCAUGGGGUUUCAAUCGUCGAUCUCUAUGAACUUGUACAACACGCUGGCAACAUAUUACCCAGAUUGUAUCUCCUAUGCACAGUAGGAUCUGUGUAUAUUAAAUCUAAAGAAGCUCCUGCUAGAGAUGUGCUUAAAGAUCUUGUGGAAAUGUGUCGUGGUGUUCAGCAUCCAAUUCGGGGGCUGUUUCUAAGAAGUUACCUUGCUCAAGUCAGCAGAGAUAAGUUACCUGAUCUUGGGUCCGAAUAUGAAGGGGAUGCUGACACUGUCGUGGAUGCUGUAGAUUUUGUGCUUCAGAAUUUCACAGAGAUGAAUAAGCUUUGGGUCCGAAUGCACUAUCAGGGACCUGGUCAGAUAAGAGAGAAGCGGGAAAAGGAAAGAAGCGAGCUUCGUGAUCUUGUGGGGAAAAACCUCCAUGUGCUUGGUCAGAUCGAGGGUGUGGACCUUGAAAUGUACAAAGGCACUGUUCUUCCAAGGGUUCUAGAGCAGGUUGUCAACUGUAAGGAUGAGCUUGCGCAAUAUUACUUGAUGGAUUGCAUAAUUCAGGUCUUUCCGGAUGAGUAUCACUUGCAGACCCUGGAAACGUUAUUGGGUGCUUUCCCUCAGCUUCAGCCAACAGUUGAUAUCAAGACAGUUUUAUCUCGAUUAAUGGACAGACUAUCAAAUUAUGCUGCUUCAAGCAUAGAAGUAUUACCUGAAUUUCUUCAAGUGGAAGCUUUUGCCAAAUUAAGUAAUGCCAUUGGAAGGGUGAUAGAAACACAGGUGGACAUGCCAAUUGUUGGAGUAAUAGCACUGUAUGUCUCACUUCUUACAUUUACUCUCCGUGUUCAUCCUGAACGUCUUGACUACGUUGAUCAAGUACUGGGAGCAUGUGUCAAGAAGCUUUCUGGAAAACCAAAACUUGAAGACAACAGAGCAACAAAACAGGUCGUUGCACUUCUAACUGCUCCCUUGGAAAAGUACAAUGAUAUUGUCACCGCCCUAACACUUUCUAACUAUCCUCGUGUUAUGGAUUGCCUUGAUAAUGGGACAAAUAAAGCCAUGGCAAUGGUUAUUAUUCAAAGCAUAAUGAAUAACAACACUUGCAUCUCCACUGCUGAUAAGGUUGAGGUGCUUUUUGAACUUAUAAAGGGGCUCAUUAAGGAUUUGGAUGGAACUUCUGUUGACGAGCUUGAUGAGGAGGAUUUCAAAGAUGAACAAAACUCUGUUGCUCGCCUGAUACACAUGCUUUAUAAUGAUGAUCCAGAGGAGAUGCUAAAGAUCAUAUAUACUGUGAAGAAGCACAUAAUGAGUGGCGGGCCACAGCGCUUGCCUUUUACAGUUCCACCUCUGAUAUUUUCUGCACUUAGGUAUGUUGGUUAUGGCUUGCAGUUGGUUAGGCGACUGCAAUGUCAGGAUGGGGAUGUAGUGGGAGAAGAAGUUCCAGCAACACCAAAGCAAAUUUUUCAGCUUUUAAAUCAGACCAUAGAUGCUCUUUCCUCUGUUUCAUCACCUGAACUGGCAUUAAGGCUGUACCUGCAAUGUGCUGAGGCUGCUGGUGCUUGUGAUCUUGAGCCUAUUGCUUAUGAGUUUUUUACUCAGGCAUUUGUACUAUAUGAAGAGGAAAUUGCGGACUCCAAAGCCCAGGUGACGGCUAUACAUUUGAUAAUUGGGACUCUUCAGAGAAUGAAUGUAUUUGGUGUAGAAAAUAGGGAUACUUUAACACACAAGGCUACAGGGUAUUCAGCAAAGCUUUUGAAGAAACCUGAUCAAUGCAGAGCUGUAUAUGCAUGUUCACAUCUUUUCUGGGUUGAUGAUCAAGAUGGCAUUAAGGAUGGAGAAAGGGUCUUGCUUUGUCUAAAGCGCGCCUUGAGGAUUGCCAAUGCGGCUCAACAAAUGAUUGCUGUUACACGGGGUAGAAGUGGACCGGUCACACUCUUUGUCGAAAUACUGAACAAGUACCUCUACUUUUUUGAGAAAGGUAACCCCCAAAUUACGACCGAUGCAAUCGGGGGACUGGUAGAACUAAUCACAACUGAGAUGCAAAGUGACUCUACAACCGUGGCCUCGGAUGCCUUCUUCUCAAGCACAGUGCGCUACAUACAAUUUCAGAAAGAGAAAGGUGGAGCACUGGGUGAGAAAUAUGCUUCAAUCAAAGUUUGACAGUCUGCAAUGUAUAAUUCUUUUCACUUGUUCAAAUUCUAUGUAUUAUUACAUAUAUAUAUUAUAUUGUUUUUGUUUUGUUUUUUUUUGUUUUUUUUUUUUCGUUUUUGUUUUUUUUUCUUUUUUAUCACUGAUGAUGAUAAAUUAAAGAAAUAUAUUAUUAUUAUUUAUUAUUA
This is a messenger RNA of Ziziphus jujuba (common jujube), 2742 nucleotides long. Its product is annotated as vacuolar protein sorting-associated protein 35B. Gene Ontology annotation, biological process: intracellular protein transport; retrograde transport, endosome to Golgi. The record is from RefSeq and is a predicted model, not a curated record. The coding region runs from base 176 to 2566 and encodes 796 amino acids. NCBI's taxonomy places the organism in Eukaryota, Viridiplantae, Streptophyta, Magnoliopsida, Rosales, Rhamnaceae. Gene Ontology annotation, cellular component: retromer complex; retromer, cargo-selective complex; late endosome. The transcript is spliced from 22 exons.